Messenger RNA from Aspergillus homomorphus CBS 101889, 1794 nucleotides. Its product is annotated as putative UDP-glucose,sterol transferase. Lineage: Eukaryota; Fungi; Ascomycota; Eurotiomycetes; Eurotiales; Aspergillaceae. The coding region runs from base 1 to 1794 and encodes 597 amino acids. The transcript has 4 exons. Gene Ontology annotation, molecular function: hexosyltransferase activity; UDP-glycosyltransferase activity. Gene Ontology annotation, biological process: carbohydrate metabolic process. The record is from RefSeq and is a predicted model, not a curated record.
AUGCCGUCCCCGUCCGACAAUGGCCCAACAGCAGACGACUGGCCCGAGGAGCAGUUCGCCCACGACGAGCCCUCCGCCAGCCGCCAUGGUCGGACCAACCGGCGCGCUCACUAUCAUGAAAAGGGUCUAAACACCGGUGUUCGUAUUAUGGACGAUGGCCGUCUCGAUAUCAAAUUCCGCGACCGCAAACCCUGGGUCACCAAGAUCCUCCAACACCUGCAGUCCCAACCACACGAUCCAGGUAAAGGUAAGAAUGAGUUCUGUGUGAUGGCGGGCGAUGAUCUGGGGGAGGGUCACAAAUGCCCUCUCAAACUCAACAUCGUGGUCCAGGUCGUCGGCUCCCGUGGGGAUGUGCAACCGUUCAUCGCACUGGGUAAGGUGCUCAAGGCCCACGGCCAUCGCGUUCGUCUCGCGACCCACCUUGCCUUUCGCGAAGUUAUCGAAGAUGAGGGCCUGGAGUUCUUCAACAUUGGGGGCGAUCCCGCGGAGCUGAUGGCAUUUAUGGUCAAGAACCCGGGGUUGAUGCCCCAUAUGAGUACGAUACGAAGCGGCGCGAUCCGACGGCGCCGACGGGAGAUGAAGGCUAUAUUCUCGGGCUGCUGGCGGUCGUGCUGGGAGACCGGCGACGGGACGGGCAUGCACCAUAUCCCCGACGACCCGUGGAGUGAGACGGGGGAUUACCGCACCAAACCGUUUGUCGCAGAUGCGAUUAUUGCCAAUCCGCCCAGCUUUGCGCACUUUAGUUGUGCGGAGAAACUAGGCAUUCCAUUGAACAUGAUGUUCACAAUGCCGUGGUCGGCCACACAGGCGUUUCCUCAUCCGCUAGCGACAGUGCGGUCGCAAAAUACGAAACCGUCUGCAGCAAACUUCGCAUCGUAUGCGAUCGUGGAAAUUAUGAUGUGGGAGGGUCUGGGAGACUUGAUCAACAAAUUUCGCAAGCGAGAGCUGGGUCUAGAUCCGUUGGAUGCGAUACGAGCGCCAAGUAUAUCACAUCAAUUGCAGAUCCCGUUCACAUAUCUUUGGUCGCCAGCUCUUCUCCCCAAGCCCUCCGACUGGGCUGACAACAUCGAUGUCGUGGGAUUCUCGUUCCUCUCCUCGGGCGCCGACUACAAACCCCCAGACGAUCUAGCCAAAUUUCUCAAAGCCGGUCCCCCUCCCAUAUACAUUGGCUUCGGCUCGAUCGUCGUCGACAACCCUGGCUCACUGACCAAGAUCGUCUUCGAAGCGAUCAAAGCGAGCGGCCAAAGGGCCAUCGUCAACAAGGGCUGGGGGAAUAUCGGGGCGGAUGAGAAGGACAUCCCAGACAAUAUCCUGAUGAUCAGCAAGGCUCCACAUGACUGGCUGUUCCAGCACGUCUCCUGCGUUGUGCACCAUGGCGGAGCCGGAACCACCGCCGCCGGUCUUGUGCUGGGCUGUCCCACGGUCGUGAUCCCGUUCUUCGGCGACCAGCCCUUCUGGGGUUCCAUCGUCGCCCGUGCUGGCGCGGGCCCACAGCCGGUUCCUUACAAGCAGUUGACGACGGAGAAGCUCACGGAGGCGAUCGAGUUCGCUCUGAAGCCAUCCACGAAGGAAAAGGCAAAGGAACUCGGAGAACAGAUGCGCACGGAGCAGGGCGUGCGGAAUGCAGCCGUGAGCUUCUACCAGCAUCUCGACUUGAAGAGUCUGCAGUGCUCUAUAUGCCCGCACCUCCCGGCCGUGUGGUGGGUGCGGCAUUCGCAUAUCAAACUAAGCACAUUCGCCGCGGCAGUGCUGGUAGAGACAGGUCUGAUCGACCCACGCAACGUGGUCUUGUGA